AUGGGGUCACGUAUCAGCCUGAGUGUCAGCUGGCUCUGCCUUCUCCUCACAGUAUCUGCCCUACCCGCCCCUGACCCUUCUUCUUGCAUUAGUGAGGUAUCUCUCCCUACCAUUACUCUUCGACCGAGCAAGGGCAUCUACGAGAAUGUUUACACUAGAAAAUACCAGGAGCUGGCCCCCCAAGGCUUAACGGUAGCUACCUACACCUUCACUCAGACGUGCUCGACCAUCAACUGCCCAAUUCCCCUCGAGACUGCUCCUCCCACCGGCUUUACCCAGGCUGUGGUCGCAGACAGAUCACUCACCGCGACUCUCACAUUCCCUACUGAGUCUCUGGCAGCAUACACCGCCGCUGGCUACAUUAUCAAGCCUGUCAACACUGCUGCUCCUACGCACCUUGAUUCGGGUGCUGGCUCUCCGCCUACCUCAAGCACGGCAAAUAACUCUGGCAGCUCUUCCAAUAAUUCCACCAAAAUCCCGAGCUAUUUCGAUAGAAAUAAGCCAACAUCAUCUGUCGGGGCGUUCACUCCCCUACUCAGUCCUUCUUCCUCUACUGGGAUCCUUACCCUGAACCCAUCUACCUCUGGGCUGCCUCCUUUCAGUGACCCAUUGAGCAAGGACAACAGCGGGUCUAAUGGUCAACAGUUUGUGGUUGUGGGUGCUGCUGGGGCGGAAAAGCCUGAUAUCAUUAUAUUUAUUUCAGGAAUAAGCGUAAGUAUAUUAUUGACCAUAAUAUUAGUCUAA
Fusarium verticillioides 7600 is the source of this 744-nucleotide messenger RNA. RefSeq lists its product as hypothetical. Bases 1 to 744 code for a protein of 247 amino acids. The transcript has a single exon. The record is from RefSeq and is a predicted model, not a curated record. Lineage: Eukaryota; Fungi; Ascomycota; Sordariomycetes; Hypocreales; Nectriaceae.